AUGUGGAUCAAGAUGAUGAUCACCAGCCGGUGGCGGCUGCUAGUGGCGGUGGCGAUGGUGGUGGCAAUGGCGGGAGCUCCGGCGACAGUGUGCGGGAGGGACCUGAACCAGACUAUGACGGUGCAGGUGACGCAGCAGCAGGGGAGUAGUAAUAAGAAGCCGCUGGUGACGGCGCUGAUCGUGUUCGGGGACUCGAUCGUGGACCCCGGCAACAACAACAACCUGCCGGCGACGAGGAUGAAGGCCAACCACGCGCCCUACGGCAAGGACUUCGCCGGCCACGUCGCCACCGGACGCUUCUCCAACGCGCUCCUGCCACCCGACCUCAUCGCUCGGAGGCUUAACUUGAAGCCACUUCUUGGCCCAUGGCUGAACGUGGAGCACACGCCGGAGGACCUGCUCACCGGCGUCAGCUUCGCGUCGGGUGCCACCGGGUUCGACCCGCUGACCCCGCAGAUCGUGAACGUGUACACCAUGGACCAGGAGCUGGAGUUCUUCGACGAGUACCGGCGCAGGCUGGUGGGCAUCGUGGGGGAGGCUGAGACGCGCCGCAUCAUCGCCGGCGCCUUCUUCUUCGUCGUCACCGGGACCGACGACUUCGCCAACACCUACUUCAUGACGCCCUACCGCGCCGGCGACUACGACAUCCCGGCCUACGUGGACCUCCUCCUCGUCGGCGCCGAGGCAUUCCUCCGCAACACCAGCGCGCGGGGCGCCCGGAAGAUGGGCUUCACGGGGAUGCCGCCCAUCGGGUGCGUCCCCUCGCAGCGAACCAUCGGCGGCGGGCCGCGGCGCCGCUGCGAGGCCCGCCGGAACUACGCCGCGCUCAUGUACAACAAGGCGCUGCAGCAGCUCAUCGACCGGCUCAACGCCGACCCCACGUUCCACACCCUCGUCGUCUACUUCGACAUCUACGACAUCAUCGAGGAGCUGGCCGUGCACGGCGACCGGUGGGGGUUCACGGAGCUCACGCACGGCUGCUGCGGCUCCGGGCUCAUCGAGGUCACCAUGCUCUGCGACACCAGGUACAUGGGGGUGUGCGACGACGUGGACAAGCACGUCUUCUUCGACAGCUACCACCCCACGCAGAGGGCGUAUGAGAUCAUCGUCGACCACAUCUUCAAGAACUAUGUGCCCCUCAUGCAUCUCUGA
Messenger RNA from Triticum turgidum subsp. durum (durum wheat), 1152 nucleotides. The record is from the annotation of a GenBank genome assembly. Lineage: Eukaryota; Viridiplantae; Streptophyta; Magnoliopsida; Poales; Poaceae.